Molecule: messenger RNA, 2684 nt
Organism: Talaromyces stipitatus ATCC 10500
Lineage: Eukaryota; Fungi; Ascomycota; Eurotiomycetes; Eurotiales; Trichocomaceae
Product: vacuolar sorting protein 35
Exons: 6
Coding region: 1-2592 (863 amino acids)
Biological process (GO): intracellular protein transport; retrograde transport, endosome to Golgi
Cellular component (GO): retromer, cargo-selective complex; late endosome; retromer complex
Source: RefSeq, a predicted model, not a curated record
AUGUCUACCACGCCCACCCCCGCCGAAGACCAGGGCCGGCUUCUUGAAGAGGCUCUGGGAGUGGUACGACAACAGUCGCAUAUGAUGCGAAAAUGCCUCGAAACACCUGGCAAGCUCAUGGACGCUUUGAAAUGCGCAUCGACGUUUGUAUCAGAGCUACGCACGUCAAGUCUGGGACCAAAACAAUACUAUGAGUUAUACAUGGCCGUUUUUGAUGCAUUGCGACAUCUCUCCGUCUAUCUGCGCGAAAGCCAUCCGGUCAACCACCUCGCGGACCUGUACGAACUGGUCCAGUACGCCGGUAACAUAAUACCACGUCUGUAUCUUAUGAUCACUGUGGGAACAGUCUAUAUGUCAAUUGAAGAUGCCCCCGUCAAGGAGAUCAUGAAGGAUAUGAUGGAAAUGAGUCGUGGUGUUCAGCACCCCGUUCGCGGAUUAUUCCUGAGAUAUUACCUAUCAGGCCAGGCAAGAGAUCAUCUACCGGAAGGUACUGGUGACGGUCCACAAGGGAAUAUCCAAGACUCGAUCAGUUUUGUGUUGACCAACUUCGUCGAAAUGAAUAAGCUUUGGGUUCGGUUACAGCACCAGGGCCAUUCUCGGGAGCGUGAGAAGAGAAUGCAAGAACGAAAGGAGUUGGAACUGCUCGUGGGAAGCAAUAUUGUUAGAUUGAGCCAAUUGGUGGAUUUGGAAACCUACAAAAACACCAUCUUGCCGCCUUUGUUGGAGCAAGUUGUUCAAUGCCGGGAUGUGUUGGCGCAGGAAUAUUUACUGGAAGUUAUCACAAAGGUCUUCCCGGACGAAUAUCACCUUCACACUUUGGAUCUAUUACUCUCAAAUAUUGCUCGCCUGAAUCCGUAUGUUGAUAUGAAGAAGAUAGUUAUCGGUCUCAUGGAUCGACUCUCUUCGUAUGCCAUUAAGGAUACAGACCAGACAGACGAUCCGUCAAAGAAAAAGGAACAAGAAGAGGAAGCAGUUGCAAAACUGCUAGAGAACUUCAAGUUAGCGGAGGAGAAGAAGCCCGAGAGACCCAGGGUAGAACAGACCCAGGAGAAUGGUGCUGUAUCCGAGGAACCGACUGCUGCACCGGAAAGCAGCAAAUCGCCUGAAGAGCAAGACACCAAUGGAGUUGAAGUACCGGUGGAGACCAAGCUCUUCGAAACUUUCUACGAGCAAGUUGUGAACCUGAUCAAAUCGAGAGGUUUGCCCAUUCAAGACACAAUCGCCCUGCUGGUGUCUCUAAUUAACCUUGCUCUGAACAUCUAUCCAGAGAAACUCGAAUAUGUUGAUCAAGUAUUAGAUUAUGCAUCUCAGAAAGUGGCUGAACAUGCGGAUCAGGCUGAUUUACACUCGGCGCCAGCCCAGCAAAAUUUGCUGAAUUUACUUCUCGCUCCGGUUCGGCUAUACGUUUCAAUAUUCACAGCCCUUGCAUUGCCUCACUACGUCCCACUCCUGACUUCUCAGUCAUAUCCUACACGUAGAGCUGUUGCAACAGAAGUCAUUAAGAAUAUACUCACGAACAAAACUCCUAUCACAAGCUCAGAGAACCUGGAUAGAAUUCUUCAAGUUCUUAAAGUUUUGAUCAAAGAGGGAGCACCUCAUCCUGCAGGAUAUCCCGGUGUUCAUCCCCAGCGACGAGGUGAGACGGACGAGACAAUCGAGGAACAAGGGUGGUUGGCACGAUUGGUGCAUCUUAUCAAAGGACCAGACAAUGAUACACAACUCAAGCUUUUGCAAGCAAUCAGGACUGCUUAUGCAGAAGGAAAUGAACGGGUUAGAUACACAACUCCUGCGAUAAUUACAGUCUCGCUGCGUUUGGCUCGGCAGCUUAAAUCUCGAGAACACUACGACGAUAACUGGCAAUCUCAGUCCUCAACAUUACACCGGUUCAUGCACUCAUGUAUCAGCAAUCUCUACCAGCGAGUCAAUAGUCCUGGAUGCGCCGACUUGUCCUUGCGCCUGUUUAUAAUGUGUGGCGAAGUUGCUGACCAAACCGGUUUUGAGGAAGUUAGCUAUGAGUUCUUUGCACAAGCUUUCACUAUCUACGAGGAUGCUAUCAGUGAUUCUCGAGCACAGUUCCAAGCUGUCUGCAUCAUUGCUAGUGCUCUUCACAACUCCAGAGGCUUCUCGAAGGAGAAUUAUGAUACUCUGAUUACGAAAGUGGCAUUGCAUGGAAGCAAACUGCUGAAGAAGCCGGAUCAAUGCCGAGCUGUCUAUCUGGCCAGUCAUUUGUGGUGGGUGGUGGAAAAUUCUCAGAGGGAAGAAGAUCCAAAAACGCUCUACCGCGAUGGGAAACGUGUCCUCGAAUGUCUGCAACGUGCUCUUCGCGUUGCAGAUGCAUGUAUGGACACUGCUGUUUCCGUGGAACUCUUUGUGGAAAUCCUCAACAGAUACGUUUACUAUUUCGAUCAGCAAAAUGAGACUGUGACGACGAAGUACUUGAACGGGUUGAUUGAGUUGAUACACUCGAACCUACAAAGUAAUGAAGGAGAAGCGAAUCCCAGUCUCGAGAAUCCGAAACGUCAUUUCCAGCGUACACUUGAGUAUAUUCGAUCGAGGGAUUAUGAGGGUGUUGUGACGGAGGCGAGGCAGUAGUUAAUAGUUAUACGUGUAAUAUCUUUCUUAUGUCAUGUAUCAAAUGAAUAUACAGUAGCUACUCGUUAACGUUUUUUCGAAGUUUUGCGGCU